Messenger RNA from Pistacia vera, 2967 nucleotides. RefSeq names its product probable protein S-acyltransferase 19. Lineage: Eukaryota; Viridiplantae; Streptophyta; Magnoliopsida; Sapindales; Anacardiaceae. Gene Ontology annotation, biological process: peptidyl-L-cysteine S-palmitoylation; protein targeting to membrane. The record is from RefSeq and is a predicted model, not a curated record. Gene Ontology annotation, molecular function: protein-cysteine S-palmitoyltransferase activity. Bases 381 to 2588 code for a protein of 735 amino acids. The transcript has 9 exons. Gene Ontology annotation, cellular component: Golgi apparatus; endoplasmic reticulum.
AACCCAACACUCAAACCUAAUCUCUUUUCAGUAAACAAAUACCUAACACAAAAGUACUCAACUAUUACUUAAUUUUCUCAUUUUUUUUUAAUUUUUAAUUUAAAAUUGAUUCAUUUCUUUCUUUUAACUCAUUCAUUCAUUGCGUCAACGCCUUUUUCUUUGUUCUGUCACUUGUUUAUUUCUUUAACACUCGUUUCUUCUUUUUUGUUUUUAGUUUUGUUAUUUUCUUUUCCUUUCCUUUUCCCUUUUUCAUUCUAUUAGAAUGAAAAUGGAGCUUAUUUUCACUUGAUGUUGUCUUCUCUAGUUUGUCUCUCUGGGUCUGCAUUAGGGUUUUUGUGGGUUUUUGUUUGUUGUUUUUAAGGUCUGAGAGGCGGGCAGUUAUGGUGAGAAAACAUGGGUGGCAACUCCCUGCACACACCUUUCAGGUUGUUGCAAUUACUGUAUUCUGCUUGUUAGUGGUUGCAUUUUACGCUUUCUUUGCUCCUUUUCUUGGAGGCCACACUUGGGAAUACGCCUUGUUUGCUGUUUACUCUCCAGUGGCACUUCUCGUAUUCAUUCUAUAUGCCCGUUGUACUGCAAUUAAUCCUGCAGAUCCUGGCAUAAUGUCCAAAUUUGAUGGUAAAGUAACAAACAAAUCUAACAUAAAACAUGGGUUAUCAGCGAAGGACCUACCUAGAAAAUUUGAUGAAUUUGGUAGUGGGGUGCACUCUUCCCCAUCAUCACUUUCAAGAAGUUCCAUAGGGGCAGCAAACUCUAGUAAGAAAGGUUCAGUAGGAGAUAGUGUGGGAGUAGAUAUUCCAGGAGAACCAGCAACCAGAAAAUCUCAUUGUAACAUUGGAGGAAUCUUGUGCGCGGUGUGUGUUCAUGAAGAUUGCCGUAAAGAGGAAGAGACAGCUGAGCAACAGGGUGAUGAUGCAUUGUUCUGCACACUGUGCAAUGCUGAGGUCCGCAAGUUCAGUAAGCAUUGCAGAAGUUGUGAUAAAUGUGUGGAUGGUUUUGAUCACCAUUGCCGGUGGCUUAACAAUUGCGUGGGACACAAAAAUUAUAUGACUUUUAUCUUUCUUAUGGCCAUCAGUCUUGUUUGGCUUGUUAUUGAAGCAGGAGUUGGUAUUGCUGUCCUUGUGCGUUGCUUUGUUAAUAAGAAAGGCAUGGAAACUGAAAUUGUUGACAGACUUGGAAAUGGUUUCUCUCGUGCCCCAUUUGCAGUAGUUGUGUUUAUAUGUACCGGUGUUUCCAUCCUGGCUUGUAUACCUCUGGGUGAACUUUUCUUUUUCCACAUGAUACUGAUAAGAAAGGGUAUCACAACAUAUGAGUAUGUUGUGGCAAUGAGAGCAAUGAGUGAGGCACCUGCUGGAGCAUCUGUGGAUGAGGAAGUGCCAAAUUUGUUAUACUCUCCAACUGGAUCUACCACAACUGGCAUGAGUGGCGGAAGUUCUCUGGGCUUGCCGUAUAAGGGGGCUUGGUGUACCCCUCCAAGGAUAUUCGUCGAUUAUCAGGAUGAAGUUGUACCCCACUUGGAGCCUGGAAUGGUCCCUUCAACUGUUGAUCCAGAUGCAGCUGGAGUUGCAGAAAGAGGGAACAAAGUGCCCAAAAGACCUGUUCGUAUUAGUGCUUGGAAGCUUGCAAAGUUAGAUUCGAAUGAAGCCGUGAGGGCUGCAGCUAAAGCUAGGGCAUCGUCAUCUGUUUUACGACCUGUUGAUAAUCGCUGUGUGCCCGAUUCUGAAUUCAGCUCCAGUAGCAAUCUGAGUGUCAGAAGUAGUGUGAGCACAGAUAUGGGGGCAAAUAAAGAGAACAAGAAUGAGCUGGGAUUAUUGGCACUUAAAAAUUCCUUUGCUCCAAGUCAAGGAAGCCGUGAUGAGUAUGAAACUGGGACUCAAAGUGUGAGUAGCUUCAGCAGUCCAAGCCAGAUUCAUGAGCCAGUCACACUUAGCCCUCUGCCACAAGCUCAUGCUUUUGGUCAUUUUAACGCAACUGCAUCAGGUCCUGGUGUUCCUGAUUGUCCUGCAGCUUCUAAGGCAGCAGCAGCUUUCACUAGUAUCAACAAGUCAACAACCAACACUUCAUCAGGAUUUGAUGAGAAGAUAAUGCAGAAGGGAGGCAUUACCGAUCCAUUACUGCUGUCUGCUCCUGCUGCUUCUCUUCUUAGAGAUGUUAAGAGGACAUCAGUUGUUUGGGACCAAGAAGCUGGGAGGUAUGUAUCUGUUCCAGUAUCAGCAUCAGAAACUCGGAACAGGUCAUCCUUACAAAUAGGAUUACCACAUUCUAGUGCACAAAUUAAUGGUCAAAAUAGAAGACCAAUUAUUCCACCCCAAGAAUCUUCUUCUUCAGCAAUGCAGGCUCCAGUACAGCAAGCGGAGAAGCUGAUGUACACAGGAGACUCUAUUUUCUUUGGUGGUCCAGUUUUGAGUGCCCCGACAAGGGAUAUUCUAAAAAAUGAGAGAGGUUUGAAUCCCAGAGAGAGCCAAGAGAGGGUGGCACUCAACUUAUCUCGAGAAUCCAGAUUCAAAAGGGAUUCAGUCUCGAACCAGCUUCCUGUAUUCGUCCCAGCAAGUACCGGUCACAAGCAUGCAUCUGGAUCUGGUUUGUAGAUACGCUUGACUUAACCUUGAACAUGGGUGUAGAAUUUUUCCUUAAAUCAUCUGGGUUGACAAGUGAAGUGGAAAACAAGUUGAAGAAACCUCUUUAAAUGAGCUGCUUGACCCCUGGAACCUUUUUCAGUUUUGAUUAUGUUGCUAAUACAAUUGUGUUGCAUGGUUCAAGCAAGUUCUGUGUUCUUCAACGGAUGAGGUUUGGUAAAUGACAUGUCGGCUUUAGAAGUUUGUAAAUGAGGUGAUUUUUUAGAAAAAACAACAGACAGUCAAUCUUUCAUUAUGGCUAAAGGGUUUCAUUCAAAUCCUUUUUGACCCUGUAAACCCGACCUUCAUUGUUGCUUUACUGAAUUAUUGGUAAUCUAAGUCUCAUUCAACA